AUGUUGUCCACCAGCGAAGACGCCGGGUUCUACUCGCACAACCGUGAUCAUUCCGACACGGGCGAAUCGGCGGACGGAGGGCCGCAGGAUAUCCUGACAUGCGGGUCCUGCCAGAAAACGUUCGCCCUCGCCGACAUCGUGCGGUUCAUUCAGCACAAGGUGCUCCAGUGUCACAAGGAGAACUACGGCCAGUGCUACGCGCAAGCGUCCGGAGCGGAGGACCGUGACUCGGACGAUGGCCGCCGGUUGAUGCUCCACCACACCACUGCCACCGCGACCGCCACGGCCACCACCGUCGGGGUCAUGGGCCAGCGGAUCGCGAUGCGCCGAGCCUCGCUGCCGACCGUGUCCACCCGGAAGCCGGCUUCGACGACCACGAACGCCACCACCACCACCACCACCGCCGUGACGUUCGAUCCCCGGGUCCACACACCGCCCCCGACCAGCCCGGCCGAGCUGCUGCGGGACGGGGCCUCCAGCACCCCGAAACAGCCAACGCCGCCGACGACGACGGAACCCGAAAACGCAUCCACCCACUGCCCGUCGCGCGGUGCCAGCCCGCUCGGUUGCAGCCUGAACGACGACGACACCACCACCACCACCACCAUCGCCGCCAGCGACCAGAAACCGUCCGUCGUCGUGCGGCCGGCGAUCGAAAUCAAACAGGAGCUGAUGGAGCUCGACCCCACUACCGCCGCCACCAACGGUGGCCUGGAGGAUGCGCUGCUGCGGCCAAAGUGCCGAACACCCAGCAACUCCCACCACCACCCCGAGGGCGACUCCGAGCCCCCGAGUGGAACCCCCAACCCGACGGCGGCCACCGGCAACAGUGAGCCCAGUAACUACGUGUGUUCGACGUGCAAAACGAAGUACCAUUCGGCGUGGCGGUUGGUCCAGCACGUCCAGCACGCGCACGGCGUGAAGAUCUACGUGGAGUCGCUGGCCAGCACCGGCAACCAGGACGGUGGUGGCGGGGCGACCCCAACCGAGGAGUGCGACGCACCGGAAUCGGCCGCCGCCGCCGCCGCCGCCGCCGCCGCCGCCGAGGAAGAAGCGAUGGAGACGGAAGCCCCAAUCCCGGUGACGUCACCGAAGCCCGUGGAACCUCCGCGAAGUUCGAGCCGGAGCGUGGCGGAAGAGGACGAAACGGAAACCCCGGGGCCGAGGAGAACCUGGAGGGAGCCCGCGGAGAGGGGAGGGCGACUGGCCAAUGGGACGUCGGCGGAAGGUGGUCACCACCCACAGAAGAAGGCCGUCAACGGUGGCAACGGCGGUUCCGAAGCGGACGACGAGCGGGAGGAGAUCGAGGUGCGGGCGAAGCGGAAGAAGCUGUCCCAAAGUUCCAACGGCUGCGAGGAGUCACCGGCCGCACCACCCCCCACCAGUCUUCCUCCACCACCACCGUCCAGCGGGCUGCGGGGCCAUCAUCCGCUGCUCGCGCCACUUCCGCCGGACCUUCACCCGAACCCGUUCGGGUUGCUCCGGAUGCCGCCACAUCACCCACACCACCCGCACUCGCACCCGCACAGCCCGCUGUUCGGGCGGACGACCCACCACGACCACUUCCGCAUGGAGCACCUGAUGUCGGAGCAGUUCCGGAACCACGGCCUCAACCUGGCCGCGGCCGCCGUCGUGGCCGCGAACCGACUGAAAUCGCACAACCCGGCCCCCUUCAACCCGGCCACCGGUGCCACCGCCUCCGAGCGUCCACCCUCGUCCGCGUCCUCUAGCGGGGCCCUCGAAACGCCGGUCGCCGCACCCCAAGCACUGCUCGGAGUCGGAGAGCCCCACAUGGAUUACUACUCGCAGCGUCUUCGUCAGCUCGCCGGAACCACCAGCCCAGGGACAGGAUCUGGACCGGCCCUCACCAGCAGCUCCGCAUCCCCGAGCCCGCGCAAAACCACGCAACAGUCGGGGACGGCGGCGCUAUCACCGUCGCCUCGCUUCGCUAGCCCUUCGCCCUCGCAGCUACCGCCAACGCCACUGACCGGAAGCAACUCGCAGCGCCCCCAGAGCCUGACACCGCCGGAGAAGAGCGCCGUCGAGCUGCUUGGCCUUGACGCUGGCAGCUCACUCACCAACACGCCCCGUUCGGCGUCGACACCCCCGAACAAGCAGAGCACCCACGGUCACGGUCAAGGUGGACUCUCCACGGGCGGCACUGCCGAUAGCGCCCUCUACGGGUGUGAUUUCUGUGGCAAAAAGUUCCGCUUCCAGAGCAACCUCCUGGUCCACCGGCGGACCCACACGGCAGCGGCACCCACAGAGCUGCCGUUCCGAUGCACCGGCUGUGAGUUUUCGUGUAGCCAGCCGGCCAAACUCCGGCAGCAUAUGCGGCUGGCGCACGGACAGGCAGGACCCUCAACAGCGGCCACUUCGGAGCCGGAUACAGCCAGCAACGUCGGCUCGUCGAUCGAAAGUGACGUAGGCGAUCCGGACUCGGAUAACGACGCGCUGAUGGAGGCGGACGAGUUGGAGGGCGACGAGCUGGAAUCGGCGGCCCACGAGCGGCGUCGGCGACGGCACCUGCGGAACGCGGCGGCCCGAGCCGCCCGCGACGACGACGACGAGGAGCUGGACGAUGACGAUGAGGAGGAGGACGAUGAGGAGGAUGUGGACGAGGACGACGAUGAUGAUGAUGAGGCGGAGGACCUGAGCAUGAGCAGCACCCACAGCCACUCGAAGAAGGAUGGCGGUGGUGGGAGCGGGGCACUCCAGCAGAUGUCCAGCUCGCUCGUUGGGGAGCUGAUGGACAAGUUCGGGUUGUCCAACAUCGCCCAGUACUCGGAGGCGUACAAACAGGCGCUACAGGAAUCGGGCAACGCGCUCAAGUUGCAGCUGACGAGUAAGGAUCGGGACAACAACAACAGCGCGAUGGCGAUCCCCGGGCUAGCGGAGAAGCUGAACGGGUUGCCGGCUGCGCUCCGGAUCAAGGAGGAGCUGGCCAAGAGUAUGCUGCAGCAGCACCAACAGCAGCAGCACCACAACGCGCAGCUCCCGCAAGUUCCGCUGUUCCACCCGUUCGAGAAUCCGUUCGAGGCGUCGAAGCGCCUGAAGCUUGAGGGAGCGGCCGCCGACAGCUGGUGGGGUAUCCCGGGCUUGCACCGGGGCGAGUCACUGUUCGAGAACCUGAAACCGGGCCGUGGUGAUCGGGGUUCUGGAGGGCAUGGCGGUGGCGCCGGUGGCCUGCUGCAGCCGAUGCUGAAGAAGGAGAGCAAACUGCGGAACGACACGUGCGAGUUCUGUGGCAAGGUGUUUAAGAACUGCUCCAACCUGACGGUGCACCGGCGAAGCCACACGGGCGAGAAGCCGUACAAGUGUGAGCUCUGUUCGUACGCCUGCGCCCAGAGCUCGAAGCUGACGCGCCACAUGAAAACGCACGGCCGGCUCGGCAAGGACGUGUACCGCUGUCGGUUCUGCGAGAUGCCGUUCAGCGUACCGUCCACGCUCGAGAAGCACAUGCGCAAGUGUGUCGUCAACCAGGGCAAGCUCCAGCAAGCGCAGCAGCGUGAACUCCAGCAACUCCAGCAGCAACAGCAUCACCACCAACAGCAACUGGCCGCCCAGCAACAGCUAGCCGCCCAGCAGAUGGCGGCGGCUGCGGCAGCGGCAGCAGCCGCCCAGCAACGGGCCGAACAUCACCGUGAUCACCACCGUGAGCAAUCGGCGGCCCUUCUGGCAGCGGCCGCAUCCCCUUCGCACGGUGCCCCACCACAGUUGCCGCCGGGAUUGCUGUUGCCACCACUGCCAGCCGCUGUAGCCGCCGCCGCCAGUGGGGCGGCUGCGACGGCGACGGCACCGGACGACGGCACCAGCUCAGCCAACACGUCGGCCAGUUCCUCAUCAUCAUCCGCAGGCUCGGCAGCCUCGGCAGCCCUGAUAAAGGAGGAGGCGGCCACGGCAUGA
Molecule: messenger RNA, 3906 nt
Organism: Anopheles bellator
Lineage: Eukaryota; Metazoa; Arthropoda; Insecta; Diptera; Culicidae
Gene: Cph
Product: B-cell lymphoma/leukemia 11B
Exons: 6
Coding region: 1-3906 (1301 amino acids)
Biological process (GO): regulation of transcription by RNA polymerase II
Cellular component (GO): nucleus
Molecular function (GO): RNA polymerase II cis-regulatory region sequence-specific DNA binding; DNA-binding transcription factor activity
Source: RefSeq, a predicted model, not a curated record